UUUUGUGACCAAACAUUCAGUGUGUUAGUCAGCCUUUUCAAAAAAACUGAACCAAAUUUCGUGCAUGGUUUGAUACACAACAUCAUAAUCUAUUCCGGUGACUGUAACUUGGUAAUAAAUUUCAUUUUCAUACUUACGUUUAAUAAGUAAACAAGUGACUUGAUUGUUUUUUUUUUAAAGGCUAUUCUGAUUUAAAAGGGAAACACCAACGUACGGUAGUCCGAGCAAUUUUCGUUGUGCCAGUGCCAGGCUUUCCAUUGGUUCCUGUUUACUUGAUGCCCACAGGAGACACUGUGAUUGGUGGCGGUUUACACGUGACCAGACAACUUUGUACAUUUGACAGGGAGUAGGAGGGUUUUGUGGAGAUCAGAAAAACGACAGCGCGAUAAAAAUUAGUAUUGUUGCACUUCACAAAUUAAUGACCAUGAGUUCCUACUUGAUAAACUCGAACUAUAUCGAACCAUCGUUUCCACCAUGCGAGGAAUAUCAACAGAGCGGAUACAUCCCUACCCCUACUGAGUACUAUGAGCGACCCAAAGAUACGGGCUUUCCCCAUCACGAUGAGGCAUCGUAUCCGAGGUCAAACUACACGGAACCGACCUACGACUACGGCAAUGUUGCCACCAACGGGCUCGACGAUUUCACAGACGGGCAUCAUACUCAGCCCCAGCCAAUUCCACAGAACCAUGGUCCUCGCCUCAACCCGGUUCAAGACGGUGGCGCAGGGGCGAACGCAAGCAAAGACUGCAGCCUCGCCACUGAGGCAUAUCCCGGAGCACCGAAAGGCAAGGAGCCGGUUGUGUACCCGUGGAUGAAGAAGGUCCACGUUAACACUGUCAAUGCCAGUUACAAUGGAGGAGUGCCCAAGAGGUCUCGCACUGCCUACACCCGCCAGCAGGCACUCGAGCUCGAAAAAGAAUUCCACUUUAACCGCUAUCUGACCCGACGCAGGCGUGUGGAGAUAGCCCACACGAUGUGUCUCUCCGAGCGUCAGGUGAAGAUUUGGUUUCAAAACCGAAGGAUGAAGUGGAAGAAGGAUCACAAGCUACCUAACACCAAGAUCCGCUCCGCGAACUCAUCCUCGGGUGCCCAGCAGCAGCAGAUCAAAACAGGCCAGCAGCUCGUUCCCACGCCGUGCGCCGCCAGCCUAUAGUGAUUGAACCUCGCGCAAAGCACGCCGAACCAACACAGACUGAGAAUGGCAAAUAACAGAGUGGAAUUUUGUGGACCGAUUCUUGAGUAUGUCACACAUGGUAUUACCCCUUUUCACCCGUCUGUUGGGCCUGCCACAAACCCCUCACGCUCUUUCUCCUCUUCUUUUCCUUUUCACGUUUUUUCUGAGUUCAACAUUCACCUCUUGCUGCCAAGAUGGCAUGCAACUGAAAAGUGUGUACUUGUCUAUUAUUACAAGAGGAUAAAAACGCACAUUUAAACGUAUCGGACUGGGAACAUGUGUAAUUGCACAGAGUUAAGGGAAUGGAAAUGAGACCAGAUUAGGUGGUAACUCACUUUCUUUUUCCUCUAUGGAAUUUUUUUGUUUAUUCUCAAUAAAAUUUCUAAUAUACUUGAAAGACGAUAUUUAGGAACACUAUAGAUACCCUCACAGAUCAGCAAACUCUCUUGCAGAGGGCACAUUCAGUGUUAGAGCGUAGUUCGUAAGUGAGUCGACCGGUUUAUUGUUGAAAAUGUUUUAAGUCGUGUUGUCCAGGUGACUUUCACCCCUAAUGUAUAUAGACAAAUCAUAGUGAAGGCACAAUGAAGAAACCAUUUUGUCCGUUAGACUCGUGUUUGUAGUUUGGCUAGUUUUCGUGGUAAUGUGUCUUAUUUUGUGGUGUCAUCCAAACUGUGAAUAUUUGUAUGUGUUGUCAAUUAAUGGACGUUGUAAAGUAGAUUGCCCAUGAUGUUAUUGUGAAAUAAAUAUGUACUUCAACUAUAUGGCUAAACUGGCUGUGGCUGUAGCACGUUAAGACAAUUUACAUCCAUACGUUUUGACUAGAAUAUUUGGAUUUUGCGAAUCAAAUGGCUAUUAUUUCUGUUAAACAUCUGGUUUAUAGCAUAAUGCAGCGUAAGAUUUUUUGAAAAAGACUGAUGGGGUUUCAUCAGCCUGUUCACUUCUUCAAGUUUGUGUGCGUAAUUUAGAUCAUCUUCACUAUUACAUGUAAAUUACCAAAUUGUAAAAGGUCAGUAUUAGAUAAACCUAAUCUUGCGGAGGUAAUGCGUUUACGAUAUUAGUAUUACAUGUUACGUUAUUUUCCGAAUGACCACACUGUUAGUCGACAAUCCCUAACCCUACACCAACUAGUUAGAAGGGGACCUCAAAAUAUGUUGCAUUUUCUCUGGACGUUCGUUUUGUUCAUGUCUACUAUACAAUUAUAAAGGCUAUUCUGCCUUUACAUCUUUGAAUAUUAGAAUAGUCAAAAUAAUAGUAACUAUUUUGUUAACUAAUAGUCCAGUGAGUCAUGCCUGUAUGCGUAAAGCGUGUGCCAAAAGUAAAAUAUCUUAUACUAUACAUCUAUUGCUCAAUAUUUAUUUAGUGAUUAAUUAUAUAUUUGUGUCCAUUGUAAGAAAAUCUAGCCUAAAUAAUAUAUCUUAAAUUCAAGUUUGGCUACUUGAAUCGUUCAUUUGGAGUUGUUGGUCGAACAAAAAUGGGACUUUAGUGCAAGUGCCGGGCAACACUAUGCUUCUGUUUUUAUCUUCAAUUAUUAUUCAAUUAUCUCCCCUAAGCCCAGAGCACCAGAGUGUGAGUGUUGGUCGCUACCUGCUAGAUUUAAACAAUAGAGAGUUCAACCAGAGGACACAACAGACUCUGGCCAAUCAUCGACUGACUCCGAGCACUCUGCGUAACCUCUGACCUUAAACACACAAUGUCCAGACCAUAGAUCCGUGUUGAGACCUCCGCAGCUUGUUGAUCUCUUUUUUCUAUUCUUACACGAGACAAUUCGGAAACAAAAUGGCGUGUAGGUGUGCAACUACACGAAUCCAUUCAAAGUAGUCUCCUCUGCACUUCGUUACACUUCUGUCAGAUCAUCUGUUACAAAAUGCUGCUGGUUGAGGAGAAACAGACAGGCUGCUGUUUGUAAAUGCUUUCCCAUUUGACUCAAGAUAUAGGCGUGACAAGUGUGAGCGCUCCAGAGGCUCCAGAAGAUAAAGUCUGUAAAGAAUUAUAGGCAUAAACUGCGCAUAUGUAAAUGUUUGCAUAUCCUCGUCAUUAUGCGUGUUUUCAUUUCUUUCUCGGUAUGUGUUUAAGUUUCAUGCAUCCUAUAUAUUUGGUUGGAAGAAUAGUCGACUCAUGUUCAGGAUAGCCUAUUGAGCCAGACAAAAGGUCAAACAAGGAGCUGAGCAGAAGAUGACGCUUUAGGAGAUUGGCACAGGUUUUACGCUGGCUCUUAAGACGUCUUCUUUAGUGCUCAUUUAAUGAAUAGAGGUCACUCCCAAUGUGCUGAAAUUUGAAUCGGCUCGUUUACGUGACGUGUUGAAUAAUGAAUGUGCUUUAGUCAGAAAUAGAUAUGACAAUCGUCUGUAUUUUCAUUUGGACUUUUGCUCCUUGGGUAGCGAGUCAAUUCUCAAAUCUCUGUCAAAGUUCUCUGCAAUUCCCGGUGGAUGUCAGCCACAAUUAUUUUAUAGUUCUUCUCAAAUAGAUCCAGGGCAUCAGGUCUUCAGGAGACCCUUGCCUGCCUUCGGUUCACCCGAGGAGGCCAUUGGCGGAGAGGCGUCACGUGACCAAGGGUGCCAAUGUUAUUCUACAAGGGUGUCAAGACCCUGUCAGUUUCUGAAAUAAAUAUUGGGAAACGGCGAGAUGCAAAAGGCAACCUACUACGACAGCUCUGCAAUUUACAGUGGCUACCCUUAUCAAAGCGCAAAUGGCUUCAGUUAUGAUGCCAAU
Molecule: messenger RNA, 3883 nt
Organism: Hypomesus transpacificus
Lineage: Eukaryota; Metazoa; Chordata; Actinopteri; Osmeriformes; Osmeridae
Gene: hoxa4a
Product: homeobox A4a
Exons: 4
Coding region: 419-1153 (244 amino acids)
Biological process (GO): anterior/posterior pattern specification; regulation of transcription by RNA polymerase II; embryonic skeletal system morphogenesis
Cellular component (GO): nucleus
Molecular function (GO): RNA polymerase II cis-regulatory region sequence-specific DNA binding; DNA-binding transcription factor activity, RNA polymerase II-specific
Source: RefSeq, a predicted model, not a curated record